This is a messenger RNA of Candidozyma pseudohaemuli, 381 nucleotides long. It is a transcript of the gene ACP1, whose product is annotated as Acp1p. Gene Ontology annotation, molecular function: acyl binding; acyl carrier activity. Bases 1 to 381 code for a protein of 126 amino acids. Gene Ontology annotation, biological process: fatty acid biosynthetic process. The record is from RefSeq and is a predicted model, not a curated record. The transcript has a single exon. Lineage: Eukaryota; Fungi; Ascomycota; Pichiomycetes; Serinales; Metschnikowiaceae. Gene Ontology annotation, cellular component: mitochondrion.
AUGUUUAGAGCAGCCUUCGCCAGAUCCUUGAGACUCAGUGCUAUACCCCGCACCCAGUGUGCUACUGUUGCUCCUAAGCUUGCUAUUCCACAAUUCGCCCAGGCUUCUAGAACAUAUGCUGGCUUCCCUGCCUUGACGAGAGAUAUCGCCAGAGAGAGAAUCAUUGAGUUGUUGGAGGGCUAUGACAAGGUUACCUCCAAAGACAUUUCUGAGAAGUCUAACUUCGUGACUGAUUUGGGUUUGGACUCUUUGGAUGUCGUUGAGGUUGUUAUGGAGGUUGAGCAUGAGUUCAACAUUCAGAUCCCAGACCACGAGGCCGACUCUUUGAAGACCGUGGGCCAGACUGUUGACUACAUUCUUUCUCAGCCUGAUGCCUGUUAA